AUGUCCAGCGUUUGCAGGCUGAAGUUCGGGGGCGACGGGGAGUGCCCGCGGGCCGCGUCCGCCGGGGAAGGGCCGGGGGUGUCGUCAGUCCGGCCCGCCGGUAGUGACAGCCGCCACUUCCAGUACCGAGAGCUUCCCAAAGCGUUGGUGUGUGAGUGUGGGGAGGUGGGGAGGCUACCGGAGUGGGAGCUCGCUCUGCCUCACCAGCUCUCUCUGCCGCCAGGACUGCAGUGCAAUUCAUCCGUGGACCUCAUUGGGACCUGCUGGCCCCGGAGCCCUGCAGGGCAGCUGGUGGUUCGACCCUGCCCCGCCUAUUUCUACGGUGUCCGCUACAACACCACAAACAACGGCUACAGGGAGUGCCUGGCCAAUGGCAGCUGGGCCGCCCGAGUGAACUACUCCGAGUGCCAGGAGAUCCUCAGUGGGGAGGUGAGGCUGCCCGUGUGGACGGUGGGUCAGGCCCCAGCUCAGGUCACGGGCGCCCGGCCUGUGAGCAGCCAUCCCCAAGGGAGGCCGAUUCCCCUCCUGGGCACCACUUACAUGCUGUUCUUCGUGAACCCCGGGGAGGACGAGGUCUCCCGGGCCGUCUUCAUCUAUUUCAACUCCUUCCUGGAAUCUUUCCAGGGCUUCUUUGUGUCUGUAUUCUACUGUUUCCUCAACAGUGAGGUCCGCUCGGCCAUCCGGAAGAGGUGGCACCGAUGGCAGGACAAGCACUCCAUCCGCGCCCGCGUGGCCCGCGCCAUGUCCAUCCCCACCUCCCCGACCCGGGUCAGCUUCCACAGUAUCAAGCAGUCCACGGCGGUCUGAGCUGGACGGCCAGCAACUGGAAGAUGGUCUCCAGGCUCAGCCAGCUGCCCUGUCUGUGGAGGGGACCAGCUCCUUCCCACACUCUGUAUCCCCAGAAGCUGCUGGCACUGACAGCCUGGCUCCCCACCCCCCCCGACCCCCGGCUGAGCAGGAGUUCAAGGCCUGUGAGAGCAACCGCAGUCCGGGCCAUGGGAUGAAUGGGAAAUAAUCUCUAGGAUCGGUCUGGGUCCAGGGCCUCCCAGUUCUCCCUGGAGAUGGAAUGAAAAUGGAGUGGAAAUGGCCAACUGGAAAUCCAAAGCAGCACAUGGGUCCCUCCAAGAGGUGUCUUCUCUCAGAGCACAAGAUGGCCAGCCCACCGGAGACCUGGGGCCUGUCUGCAGCAACUGGGGGGGUGUGAGCGCCAAUGGCUGCCCAAGGGGCAUCAUGGGAAACUCUGGUGACAGCAUCCCAACCACCGUGAUUAUGCCUCCAGGUGUUGGCAACGCCUUCCAGUGCCAGUGGGAACCAAGGCCGGGUUGCCAGAACCCCCACGCAAUGUUGUUAGAAAUCAGGCGACAUCAUCAGACAAUAGGCCACACUACAAGAAAUCCUCCAAGCCACCACAAUUUCAUCUGUGGUACGGCCGUCAGAAAUGCUCUAUCUCGCUGCCUUGCACCCGUGGACCUUUACUGCCCUGCAGGCCGCGCAGUCUCCCCCUCCUUAACCACCCACCAUAUUCACACCCUGCUUUCUGUCACCCCCUGUCCCUGGCGUCUCCCCCUGGGUGGGAAGAUGGGGGUGGGAGGGAGAUGGAGAGUCCUGUGAACAAGAAUCAGGGUGUGCCCCAGAUAAAGCCAGUCUCCCUUUCAGGGUACAGAGAAUAUUCGAGGCCAUCCUGCCUGCUGGUUUCAGUGGUCUGGCCUCCAGGGAAGCCUCUCUGCUGCUCUCAGGGAGUUUGCGGCCCCUGGAUGGCCUCUGGGGCAGCACGAUUAGCUAAGUGAAGAUAGGAGAAGCGGAAGGGCACUUGGUCCCUCUCUGCCUGAGGGUCCUGGAGCAGGACCGCUGGACCUUGGGGCAACCAGCCAGCCCUCGCUGGACCCUCCUGUGUCCAGAGGUACUGGGCCCCUGGAGCCGGGCUUUCGGAGAUAAGGUGUCAGCUCUGAGGGGCCAGCUGCCGUGAAUAAUAAUAUUUAUCUUUUCCACUAGCAUUUGUGAAGGUCUGGACUGUGCAGGGCUGGGUGGGGAGGGCACAGCAGACAAAGAGAGGCCACUUUUCAGUCUUUGGGGCCAGCUUGUGGCUGGGAAACCUGACACCACUCACACCCAUCAGGGUGGGGUACAAGGGGAGCCUCGGAGGGGCAUGGGUCUGUGGACCCAGCUGGCAAGGACGGCUCUUAGAAGGGGAGAGUCAUGGGGACACAAGGGCCACAGGUGAACAGUGCCGGCCAAGGACACUGUGGAUGGGACAGGAGCCACGGGGACCACUUGAGCCAAGGAGUGGCAAUGGGCCCAGACAGGAAUGUGUCCCAACCCCAAGGCAGGGGCCGAGCUGGAAGCAGGAAGUAGAGUUAGGGAGGCCUUGACAGUGACUCGGCUUGAUAUCCCCAGAAACACACCCAGAGACAAGGUUUCCAGAACCAGUUCAGGGAGAGGGAGCACAGGAAGCGGGUGGGGGUGUGAGGCCAG
This is a messenger RNA of Ailuropoda melanoleuca (giant panda), 2472 nucleotides long. RefSeq names its product corticotropin releasing hormone receptor 1 (gene CRHR1). Gene Ontology annotation, cellular component: plasma membrane; neuron projection. Gene Ontology annotation, molecular function: corticotropin-releasing hormone binding; corticotropin-releasing hormone receptor activity; G protein-coupled peptide receptor activity. NCBI's taxonomy places the organism in Eukaryota, Metazoa, Chordata, Mammalia, Carnivora, Ursidae. The transcript is spliced from 6 exons. The record is from RefSeq and is a predicted model, not a curated record. Gene Ontology annotation, biological process: cell surface receptor signaling pathway; adenylate cyclase-activating G protein-coupled receptor signaling pathway. Bases 1 to 807 code for a protein of 268 amino acids.